Messenger RNA from Schistocerca gregaria, 3749 nucleotides. RefSeq names its product insulin-like growth factor-binding protein complex acid labile subunit. Bases 197 to 2128 code for a protein of 643 amino acids. Lineage: Eukaryota; Metazoa; Arthropoda; Insecta; Orthoptera; Acrididae. The transcript is spliced from 4 exons. Gene Ontology annotation, molecular function: protein binding. The record is from RefSeq and is a predicted model, not a curated record.
ACAAAUCCCAGUGAAUGGAAUAGCCUACUCGAACAUUACUGCAAGCUGGUACAAAAGGAACUGGACUUCGUAGCAUUUUAAGUGAGAUAAACAAAGUGAAUCGUGAUGUAGUGCGUCACUGAAGAAGUGUUUCAGUGGUUCCUGAUCACAGUUAUGAAACAUUAUUUGUAUACGAAAACUACUGUAACCAAUACAAAUGAGAGGGAGCCGCGCUGCUGCCCCGCUGCUGGUGGCGCUGGCGGUGUGUGUGGGGUGCGCAGCGGAAGACGGCGGCUGCCCGCUGCCGCAGGUCCAGUGCCCGCGCCGCGGCGUCCACGGUUUCGGGCCGCCACCGGCCAGGGGCUCCUGGACCUCCGCAACGAAGGUCGUCAACACCACGGACCGCCUCGAGUUGCAGGGCCUCGUCCUUGGGCCCAGCUGGGACGUGCCAAACUUACCCCAGUUGCGACUGCUUCGCCUGAAGCGGUGCCGGGUGCAUUCAUUACUGAAUACGACCCUCGCUGGUGCACCUGGUCUGCGGCUGGUGGAUCUCGAACACAACUUGCUGCGAACAGUAGCUCCUGGAGCGUUCCGGCCCGUUUCCAGGCUGGAGCACCUAUCACUACGCAGGAACCAACUGUCUGUGCUGCCGCAAGAUGUCUUCGAGGCCAACGGCAACCUCGUCUCGCUCGUUCUCGACUCUAACAGACUUGAGACUCUACCUGCAUCUCUCACAGCAGCCUCGAGAUCGCUGAGGUACUUGUACCUCAAGGACAAUAUGAUUCGGCACCUGAGUGCUUCUGUCUUUAGUAAGCUCACGAACUUACGACUGUUGGACGUGAGGGGCAACCCCCUGCUGCAGUUCAGCAGCAAUUCCUUCGUAAUGAUGCUGCAGCUCAAGCACUUGUCACUCUCUGUAUACGACUUUGGGCUCCUUCGCCUUCUGCGGGACUUGGUUUCGCUAAGUAUCGAAGGUAGUGGUGUCAAACAAUUCGGAUAUCAAGCUUUCGACGAAUUCACACAGCUGAACAAGCUUUCGCUGUCCAACAAUGAGCUGUUCAGCGUGGAAACUAGAACGUUCAACCAUCUGACGAAGCUUCAGGUCCUCGAUCUGAGCAGCAAUAAAAUUGAAAACAUCACGCGUUCCCCGUUCUACAUGCUGUCGAAUCUUUACUCUCUGAAUCUCGCCAACAAUAGCGUCAUGAGGCUUUUCAGCAGUUCGUUUAAAGGUCUAGGUAAUUUGCGGGAGCUAAACGUGUCGCGGAACAGGAUAAACUGGAUCAGCGCGAACGCUUUCGAGGCUCUGGGGAAGCUGUCGGUGCUGGACCUGUCGUACAACCGGCUAGAGAGCCUGGCGGCGGAGGCGCUGGCGCCGCUGCGGCGCCUGCGCCUGCUGUCGCUGAGGGGGAACCUGCUGGCCACGCCGGCGCUCGUGUCUGCCCUGCCGCCGCUGCCCGCGCUGCAGCAGCUCGACGCGUCGCUCAACGCGCUGGCGGAGCUGCGCGCAGACCAGUGGCGGUCGCUGGCGGUCCGCCUGCCGGCGCUUUGCCGCCUCGACGUGGCGGGCAACGCUCUGCACCGGCUGCAGCCGGCAGUCGCACAGUGCCUGCGCCACUGGGCCGCCGCCGCCGAGCUGCGCCUCGGCCCGCGCUGCAUAUGUGGCGCCCAGCCGCCUCCGUGGCUGGCGGACAUCGGCCUCACCUGUCCGUCUGACCCGGAGUGUCUCAUGGACCCACAGAUUGCCCGCAUGGCAAUCCUGGUCGUGACGUGCGUCGUGGCUGCGGUGCUGCUGGUUGCUAACGCGGUCCUGGGAACCGCGCUCUGUCUGAGCCACUGCCGUCGGAGACAGCAGGUGAAGCUGCGGAGGCGGCGGGGGCGGCAGCGGCAACUGGAGGCUGCCCAGAGGCGCGUCUCCUCCUGGUGGGCGCUGGAGGAGGGCCGCCCCACCGGGCUGACCGACGCGCUGCGCCAGUUCCAGCCGCCGGACCAAGAGCCCGACGUUUCGGCUCCCACGUCGCCCAUCGUCUUCAGGAGGCCCGACACUGCCGAGAGCCCUGCGCUGCGCUCUGGCUCGUGGUCCUGGUUCUACAGCCAGCCACACUCAGUACGGGGCACUCCUACGUCUCCACCGGCGAGCCACAGGACGUAGCCUGCAGCUUACAGAAUCGACAGGCUACUUUCUUCAUCUCUCUCACUAGCCGUCAGUGGUGCUAGCUUUAGGAUUAGUAUUAGAUAUUCAAUGGACACGUAAAGUGCCGUGGAGUAAGUACGCCAGCUGGACUGUAGGGAGAUACUUGUACGGCCUGUUAAAUAAGAGCUUUGUCGGCUUUACACACAAAUGGUAAAGAUAUCGCCUUAGGUCUUUUACAGCCGAAAAGAAAGAACAUUUGUCCUUCAUGCAAUGUACGUAUAGCAUUGGUUUCAAUUCUCGACUGAAAUGCACAGCGUGAGGGCAGCGCAUUGUCAAAUUUAUCCACAUUUUUAACCAAUUUAUAGCUCGUUAUUUACCGUUGUGCAGCUGACUUACAUUUACAUGCCACGGAAUGACUCAUUUUCAGACCUUUGAAGGUAACACAGCCUCAAAACGCGACUCGUAAGCUGCCCAAUUCCAAUUCUAGAGAAUUCAAAGUAAGUUAAUGCUUUGCGGAUACUGCAUGAAGAGCAAAAGUUUACUCUAUUGGGCUGCGAAAGAACUAAAGCGAUAUCUGUUACCAUCUGUGUUUAAUGCCGACCCCGCUCUUGGCAGACCAUGAGUCUUUCUGAAGAGCAGAAAAGCCAGAGUGAUAUCCAUCCGCCUGGACAGAUCAUUCGUAGCGCUCACACGUUACUUUAGCGCCUGUUCUCCAGAUAGCAGACAUUUGUGAUUGCAGAUCUGCACGGGUAAAAAAAAAAAAAGAAAAACUGCCUUCAUAUCGCUUCUUACAUAUGCAAGGCAUUUGCGUACGUCGAUGGUAAGUUACUAUAGGCACAAUCCUUUUACACGUUCGGUACCAUGGAGUUUUGUUGUUAGGUGUGAACCGGACGUGAAUUUUGGACUGUAGUAGCCGGCCUUAAUUUUCAGUCCACAGUUAAGAAAGAAUAUGUCGAUCAUCGCCUCAUUUUAAUACAAAGCAGAUUGUGGUAUGUUUGGUAUUCUCGUUUAGUUCUUACUUUUUGAAGUAAUUACGGAAACCGGUUUUGUGAAAUUUUGUGCAGAGUGUUUCAGCAAUAUUGAUGCCUCGUUACACGCUGUCGUCACAUCUUGUACAUCCGUGUUUUUUUGUUUUUGGGGCUUUCAUCUGCAAGUCGCAGUUUUACAACAAUUCUGUCUUAUGCGACUUUGAUACAAGUUUCAUUUUGCCCAGACUUCUUUCGCUUUACUUAAUCUUCAGUGGUUAGUUUUCUGGCUCCUACAUUAUAUUCAUCAAUUCUUCUGCAUACAGGCAUGUAGUUUUCGUUUGCAUUUUUUUAAAGAUGCACUGUGCGAUCCCAUUCCGCGCAGUCAGAAAGUGUAAGAGGAGAACGUAGAUUUAUAAAAGAACGCAAAAUGUGUUUCACUGCAGUGCAGUAUGCUAACAACCGAAUUCCUUUCUGUAGAAUAAUGGACGGAAACAGCGUAGGAGUAAAAAACCUGACCACUGAAGAUACUUUAAAUUUUGCUUAGUGUUGGAUGUCAUCCUUUGUAUUAUGUAUUGUGUGUUGAAACUGAGGACCUAGAAACGACGGAGAGAUUUCGUCGUGCCGUAGCCCUCAGUGGUUCACAACCCCAGAACAGACCACAGCAGUCCAUA